This is a messenger RNA of Lactuca saligna, 2595 nucleotides long. Lineage: Eukaryota; Viridiplantae; Streptophyta; Magnoliopsida; Asterales; Asteraceae. The record is from the annotation of a GenBank genome assembly.
AAAGUCUUAUAUGAGAUCGAUUCACAAAAACUUUUUUGUUAUCAUGCAUUUAUGUGCAAUGAGCCCAAACCAGGUUAUGAAGAGGUGUCAAAAAAGCUAGUAAAGUAUUGUAAAGGACAUCCUAUGGCUCUUAAAGUUUUGGGUAGGUCUCUACAUAAUCGAGAUGUAACUUAUUGGGAGGGAUACAUAGAUAGGCUAAAGCAAGAAAAUGAUUCCCCUAUAAAUAAUGUCUUGAGAAUGAGCUUUGACUCAUUGUCAUCAGAAAAUGACAAGGACUUGUUUAAGCAUAUAGCUUGUAUUUUUGUUGGAAUGGAUAGCAAUGAUGUCGUAACAAUAUUAGAGGCAUGUGAUAUAGAAACAAAAACUGGGAUCACAAAUCUCGUCGACAAAUGCCUUCUUAGUAUCGGAUGGAAUAAUGAAUUGAAGAUGCAUGAGUUGGUUAAAGAGAUGGGAAGAUUUGUGGUACGUGAGGAAUCACUUUACAAGCCAUGGGAACGAAGUCGAAUAUGGGGUCUUGAGUCAUUUAAAGUGUUAAAACAAAAAAAGUGUAUGGAAAAUGUUCUAGGUCUAACCCUUGACAUGAGAAUGCUUGAGAAAGAGAAGUUACACGGAUCACUUGAGUUGAAAACAGAUGCAUUGAGUAGCAUGGAUAAUCUAAUGUUGCUACAACUCAAUUAUGUGCAAAUAACCGACUCUUUCAAGAACUUUCCAGAAGAAUUAAGAUGGUUGUGUAUGCAUGGGUUCCCUUUGAAGUCUAUACCUCCAGAUUUACCGAUGGAGAAUUUGGUUGCUCUUGACAUGUCACAUAGUAGUAUUGAAUCAUUUGGGAUUUGUUAUAGCUAUCCACAACGACUUCAUAAGAGGCUAAAGCAAUUAAUUGGAUCGUGCACAAAAGACAAAAGGUUGCUUGGAUCGUUAAAGAUUCUUAAUUUAAGUUGUUGUGAACAACUUCAUAGUCUUCGUGGCUUUGACCACCUCCCUAAACUUGAGAGACUAAUACUUAAAGGUUGUAUAGGUUUGAUUGAGGUUUGUGAAUCAAUUGAGCAAUGUUUUGAACUUGUCCACAUCGAUCUGAGCUACUGCAACAAGCUUGAAAAACUUCCAAGAAGCUUAGGCAUGUUAAAGAAAGUUAAAACAUUAUUGUUAAACGGUUGUCAUCUCAGUGAAUCUCGAAUCAAGAUUAGGGAUAAGAAAUCAUCAGAAAUGCUCAACGCUAACAACAUUGGCAUAAACACAAUAACCUCUUCCUCCACUCUUCUCCAGGCUAUGCCAAGUUAUUCAAAAUUUUCUGUCAUUUCUUUACCGAGAUCUUUAGUAAGCUUGUCACUGGAGAAUAAUAAUUUAUCUACUGAAUCUUUUCCAAUGGACUUCAGUUGCCUAACCAUGUUAAAAGAAUUAUAUCUAGAUAAAAAUCCUCUUUUUUCCCUGCCCCGUUGUGUCAGAAGCCUUCCUAGGCUAGAGAAACUUAGCAUGGUAAACUGUCAUAUGCUUAUAUCAGUCGAGCAUCCUCCACAUACACUAACAUCUUUAAAUCUAAUGUUUGAUUUUACAAAUAAGCCAUUGUUACGAAAAGUUGUAUUUGAUCCACAAAUGUCCCCACUCAAGUUCUCACUAGAACGGACCAUCUUGGCACAUUCAUCGUUUGAAUUUGAAGGUAUGGUCAAAAUCCAACCAAUGGCUGAUGUUGAGGAAAAUUUAUUACACUGUUUGGGAUGGACUAACUUACACUUCCUUAAAGGAAAGCAAGUGAAAAUUUCUAUUGGUUAUAGAGAAACGGAGGAAUCUGAAAUCCAGAUGUAUUAUGAAUUUGGAAUAUUCAGCACAAUUUAUUGGGGUAAAGAGAUGCCAAAUUGGAUUACAGAUAGAAGGAUGGGGCCAUCAAUAUUAUUUACAGUCCCAUCAUCUCCUAACAACCUCACAGGAUUGAAUUUCUGCUAUGUGCUGACAUCUGGAUGUCUGGAUGAGACACAUGGAUCUGUAGAUGAUCUGGACCUUAUUAAUUUGCCGGUGAUCAAAAUUUGUAAUAUAACAAAGAACCUCACAUGGAUAUACGAACAUUACAUUGAGAAAUUCAAUGUGGGUGGCCAUCGUCUAAUAUUAUUAAGUCAUUGGAUGUUUGGGAUGAAUGAGAUGGAGUGUGGUGAUCAAAUUACUAUUACAGUGAGGAAGAGACUAUAUGAUACUGGUAAUGCAGUUACUAAGGAGUGUGGGGUGAGUUUUGUGUAUGAUAAUGGAGAGAACAAAAAAGAAGAAGAUGUGUUGGGUUAUUACAGGUCAUGGAAUCACAUCAUUGGUGGAGAUCUCACUGGAUUUCAAUCAACAACAGGAGAAUACAUCCUAAGCAAACGUCGAAUUAUUUGGCCUACGCUUGAUAUAGCUCUACGAAACUAUUAUCAUCUGUGUGGAGAAGGCGCACACUUUAAAGAUAAGCUGAUGGUCCCUAAGCUGGCAGUCCACUCAACAUACUUACACUUUGGCUUGCCUGACCUUUCCUCAUCCCAACAACUCAGCAAUUCUAAGCAGUCUUUUUUCAUGUUUUCAAAUGGCAAUGAAGACAACAUGGAAACCAGUGUUGUUGCACUUGAAAUACAUUAG